Messenger RNA from Pleurotus ostreatus (oyster mushroom), 1542 nucleotides. RefSeq lists its product as uncharacterized. Gene Ontology annotation, molecular function: carboxypeptidase activity. The coding region runs from base 1 to 1542 and encodes 513 amino acids. The record is from RefSeq and is a predicted model, not a curated record. Gene Ontology annotation, cellular component: fungal-type vacuole lumen. The transcript has 14 exons. Lineage: Eukaryota; Fungi; Basidiomycota; Agaricomycetes; Agaricales; Pleurotaceae.
AUGGCGGGAGUUAAUGAGGAUCUCUGGACAGAUGUGGGUCUUGUUAUCCGGUCAGACGCCUACAGGUUACGUGCUGUUGAAUGGCUAUCUCAGGCCGUCAGAAUUCCAACAGAGACGUUUGAUGAUAUGGGUCCUGUCGGUAGUGACAAUCGCUGGGACGUAUUUGGUGCAUUCCACGACUAUCUUCGUGCUGCCUUUCCAUUGACUCACUCGAAUCUGGAGCUGACGACCGUGAACACGUAUGGGAUAAUCUUCGUUUGGAAUGGCUCCAAUGAUACGAAAAAGCCCUUGCUACUGGCAGGGCAUCAAGAUGUUGUGCCCGUUGACCUAGCAACAAUCGACGAUUGGGUUUAUCCACCAUACUCUGGAUACUACGAUGGCCAGCGAAUAUGGGGCCGAGGAGCGUCCGACGACAAGAAUGGACUAAUCAGCAUCCUAGCUUCUGUUGAAACGCUCCUGGAAGCGAGCUUCGAGCCCACCCGAACCAUCGUCCUUGCUUUUGGAUUCGACGAGGAAUCUAGGGGAGAGAGUGCUAAAAAGCUGGGUGUUGAAUUAGAGAAAAGGCAUGGCAAGGGCGCAUUUUUGAUGAUCAUCGAUGAGGGAGAUGGCUUUGAAGAGAAAUUCGGGACUAUCUUUGCGAUUCCUGCCGUUGCCGAGAAAGGGUACCUAGAUGUCAAAAUCGAGGUGACAACACCCGGAGGACAUUCCUCUCUUCCGCCAGAACAUACGAGUAUUGGGAUCCUGGCGGGUUUGCUAGUUGAAUUGGAGAGCAAACCUCAUCCCAUGCGGCUAGAGAGGCGAUCCCCCGUAUUCCUUACUCUUCAGUGCUUUGCAGACCACGCCGAGGGGCUUCCCGCGUCACUCCGGGAUAGUAUCAAGCGUGCUUCGCACUCAAAGGAAGCACUUCUCGAUCUUGAAAGGCAAUUGGCGGUGGACAAGACGUACGGAAGCUUGAUCGGGACGACUCAAAGCAUCACAAUGAUUGACGGCGGUAUCAAAGCAAAUGCACUCCCCGAGCAGGCUUGGGCUCUCAUAAACCAUCGCAUCUCCACGGAAAGCUCAGUGGAGGAAACGAUGGCAUAUGAUGCGGACACUCUCAGACCUCUUGCACAGGCGUUCAAUCUAACUUACAUCACUUUCGGUGGGAACACGACAGAACAGCGAACAGGGUCAAGUAGGACUUUGAGACUCAGCGAUGCUUGGGGUACAGCCUUAGAACCCGCUCCAGUCACUCCGAUAGACCGGGAGACCAGUCCAUAUGCACUUCUAGCAGGAACGAUAAAGGCGACAUAUAACCUUCACCGAGACCUAACUGGUGACAACAUCGUCGUUAGCCCUGGUAUCCUGGCAGGGAACACAGACACACAGUCGUACUGGAACCUCUCCGAGUAUAUAUUUAGAUAUAAUCACCAAGACUCGUCGAAUGGUGACAUGACCGGCUUGCAUACAGUGAACGAAUAUAUCACCGUGGACGGUUAUAUGGAGAUGAUUCAAUUCUUUGCUACAUUGAUACUUAACGUGGACGAAUCUACACUGCCGUGA